Messenger RNA from Laetiporus sulphureus 93-53, 594 nucleotides. RefSeq lists its product as uncharacterized. NCBI's taxonomy places the organism in Eukaryota, Fungi, Basidiomycota, Agaricomycetes, Polyporales, Laetiporaceae. The transcript is spliced from 4 exons. The record is from RefSeq and is a predicted model, not a curated record. The coding region runs from base 1 to 594 and encodes 197 amino acids.
AUGACUCAACUGCAAAAUUUCGAGUCCGUCGGUACUGUUUUCAAGGCUCCACGACGUGCCCUUUCCCCUCAUGUGCACAGCGCGUCUGACUCCCCGAUCGCACCCACCUCCUACCAACCACUGCCUCCUUCGUUCACCACCGGAUUCUCCCCGUCCACCACCACCAAAUUCUCCCCAUUCUCCACCACCGGAUUCUCCCCGCUCAAAUCGAUUCUGCAGGCCUCCCACAUCCGCCAUGCACGCACGCCAUCACCCGAUCACAACGGCUUGCGAGCGAGCGAACGCAUGCAAAACACGGCGAUGGGUCAGCGGCGACGCAGGAGGAGGGCAGUCGUUGGCUCUCAGGGAGCGCGUUGGGACGCUAUACUAGGUGAGCCGCCGUCGCUCUCGCCCUUCUACAGCGUACCGGUGCGUGCGCUCGCGUCCCUCACCACCACGGCGUGCAAAGACGCCGUGUCGUUCGUUCGCCGCUACCGCUUUCCCCGCACGGAACGACAUGGCUCCACCGCAUACAGCCACGCUCUCCUCGCCAUCAAUGAGGAGGGCGAGUCGUUCGUUCUCAGGGAGCGUGUAGGCGGGCCAGAGCGGACGUAG